UAAAAACUUUCUCUCAGAGCAGGCAAACUCAAACACAGAGACGCUUAAAGCCACAGUUUGUCAUUGUCCCCGACAAGCAUGGAUUUAAUGGAAUUGUUUUUAAUCGCUCUUGGCACUGCAGUCAUUGUCUGCUAUGUAGUGAAACUGCUGCUUUUCAGCAGGAUGUUUUUUCCAAAAAUGUGGUUUCCACUGUCGAAAUCUUUUUUCACCUCAAUGGGAGAGUGGGCAGUGGUGACUGGUGCUUCAGAGGGAAUAGGAAGAGCAUAUGCAUUUGCGCUGGCUAAGCAAGGAAUGAACGUGAUAAUCAUGAGCAGAACCAAAGUAAAACUGGACCAGGUGGCUAAGGAAAUAGGUCAUACUACAGGGCAGAGGGUGAAAGUGAUAGUAACAGACUUCAUGAAGGACAAUGUCUUCAGUGAAAUUGAGGAUCAGCUUAGGGACCUCAACAUUGGGGUUUUAGUCAAUAAUGUAGGCACGCUGCCAAGCUUCAUCCCCUGCAAAUUCCUUGAGUCUGCAGAGCUGGACCAGGCUAUUACAAAUGUGAUAAACUGCAAUGUGAAAACUAUGGCCAAGAUGUGCAAAAUAAUCCUUCCAGGCAUGGAGAACAGGGGAAAAGGGGUGAUUGUGAAUAUUUCGUCUGGAGUUGCCUCUAUUCCAUUCCCCCUGUACACCCUGUAUGCUGCAUCUAAGGUGUUUGUGGAAAGGUUUUCUCAAGGUCUUCAAGCUGAAUACAAAGAUAAAGGGAUUAUUAUACAGACAGUGGCUCCAUUUGGGGUCUCCACUCGAUUGGCAGGUUACCAAUCAACCAACAUAGUGACACUGUCACCAGAGGACUUCGUAAAAAGCUCCCUGCAGUACAUCCGAGCUGGAGACAAAACACACGGCAGUGUCUGUCACAUAGUUCUGGGCUGGUUACUGCAGUCUAUUCCUCUCAAGGUUCUCUAUUCUGAGUUGAUGCUACACAGCCUACAAGACUAUGUCAAGAAAAAAACAGCACAGAAGGCACCAAGUUCAACUUUUGAAAGUGGAAAAAAAUAAAUAACCAGGAACAGCAAUGAAAAGACAUUUGGCUUGAAUUUUUCACACCGUAAAUCAAAUUAUA
Molecule: messenger RNA, 1102 nt
Organism: Perca flavescens (yellow perch)
Lineage: Eukaryota; Metazoa; Chordata; Actinopteri; Perciformes; Percidae
Gene: hsd17b3
Product: hydroxysteroid (17-beta) dehydrogenase 3
Exons: 11
Coding region: 79-1038 (319 amino acids)
Cellular component (GO): endoplasmic reticulum
Molecular function (GO): testosterone dehydrogenase (NADP+) activity
Source: RefSeq, a predicted model, not a curated record